CGUCUCGGCUACAGUUCGCAUCUUUUUGCUUGUCAUUGCGUAACUGUUUGAUGAAACGCAUCCCCUUUUUCUUCUCCGCUGAGGGAUGUUUGCAAACGGAUUCACAUUCGACAUAAGAGGAUAAUUUACGACUUUUAAACUAGCGGUGAGAAAUGCUUAUUACUUCUAUGUUAUUUGUUUCAACCGUUUAUUUUUGCAUAGCAUAAGUCUGCUGCGGUUUUUUUUUAUCUACUGCUCCGCGUGAGUCUCUGAAGCCUCGGUGUUUCCUGCGUCAUGUGUCCGCUUUUGACCAGCUAGUCGUCGGCGAUCUCAAGCGGCCUACUGUCGCUGUAGCUUCCUGCUUCUGCUAAACAACACCGAGCUGAAUGAACGAGCUUCCUUUGCCUUGUACUUAAAGUGGAAGUAAAUAAUGGCUCCUCAACCCCUCAUCCGCUCUAAACAGACGGAAAAAACAAUAAACGGAAACCCAACUCAGGUUGUCUGCACUGAGUUCAGCAACUACAUUUUUAUAGUUUUGACACAGUAUGGUAAAAUUGGGACACUUGUAUCCAUAACACCUGACACGAGGUCUGGUGAGAUCAGCCUGCCCAUGUUCAGCACCAGAGUACUGCUGGGAAAGGAUGAGACUCUUACACAUGUCUACGCCAAGAAUGUUGCAACGUUUGUCUCCCAAGAAUCAGGCAACCGACCGGUCCUGCUGGGCCUUUCACUUAAAGACAACAGCGCUGAAACUAUGAAAAACAUUAAAGAUAUGAUCAAAGCCUGCCAGGUUUGGUAAACAGGAGUUCAAACAGCACUAUUUCUGGAUGAAGACAAAUGACGUAUCUGCAAAGUUUUAACAACGUGAAUCUUGACUUGUCAGAAUGAUCUCAAGUGCAGUUGCUAUUACACACAGUUUGAAAAAGCUUGAAUUUUAAUGUUAAAAAUAAGAGUACUGUUCAAGAUCACUUCUGUUUGCCUCUGUAUAAUAGAUGUCUUUCAGAUGCCCUGAGAUUAAAAUUAUAUUUUCUUACCUUUAA
Messenger RNA from Cyprinus carpio (common carp), 1019 nucleotides. It is a transcript of the gene psmg3, whose product is annotated as proteasome (prosome, macropain) assembly chaperone 3. Gene Ontology annotation, biological process: proteasome assembly. The record is from RefSeq and is a predicted model, not a curated record. Lineage: Eukaryota; Metazoa; Chordata; Actinopteri; Cypriniformes; Cyprinidae.